CAGCCAGAGCUCCCCCCCCCCUCCCCCACCGUCUUCCUCAUUCGCGCCGCCCCUCUCUCGAAUCAUUCGCCGCGCCGCCGGCCGCCGAUCCGAUUCGACCCGACCCUACCAGCGCGCAGCCGUGGCCGGGCCGGGGUUCCGCCGAUCGACCCCCAUGGUGCAGCUCCCGGCCAUGGGGAAGCGCCAGCACGCCGAGCCGGCCGAGCCGCCCAUGGCGCCGGCCGCCGCCGUCAAGAUGGAGGCGGACGAGCUCCGGGACUACGAGCACGGCCCGCUCGGCAAGCGCGCCAGGCCCGCCCAGCCCUCGCCUCCCCCGCACCAGGACAUGUAUCACAAUGUACUUGAUGAACCUAGCCCAUUGGGUCUUAGGCUGAAAAAAAGUCCAUCUCUGCUGGAUCUCAUUCAGAUGAGGCUUUCUCAAGCAAAUUCCGAUGCAGGACAGUCCUCUACGGACAAUGCUGAGCCUUCCAAGAAGAAAGACCUUAAAUCUGGUACAUCAUCGUCAGCUGGUGAACGCUUGAAAGCAUCAAACUUUCCUGCAAGUGUAUUGAGAAUAGGUACAUGGGAGUACACAUCGAGAUAUGAAGGUGAUUUGGUGGCAAAAUGUUACUUCGCGAAGCAUAAACUUGUAUGGGAAGUUCUGGAAGGAGGUCUCAAGAGUAAGAUAGAAAUUCAGUGGUCAGAUAUAACAGCUUUGAAGGUAACUUUGCCUGAAAGUGGACAAGGAUCCUUGGAUGUGAUGCUGGCCCGACCACCUCUCUUUUUCAAAGAGACAGAUCCUCAACCAAGAAAGCAUACAUUGUGGCAGGCUACUUCAGAUUUCACUGGUGGCCAAGCAAGUAUGAACAGGCAUCAUUUCUUGCAGUGCCCUACAACCUUGUUAGGCAAGAAUUUUGAAAAGCUUGUCCAGUGUGAUCAGAGGCUACACCAGUUGAGUCAACAGACAGAUGUCAUCUUGGACUCUUCAGUUUUUGAACCCAGAUGCUCUAUAUUUGAGGAUCCGGUGGAAUUGAAGUGCCAUGACUUUGCUAAUUUAAAAGAUGAACGUGAAGAUCUGCCUGGGUUUUCAGGGUCUGUGUCACCAUGUGCUGGUUCAUCUAUGUCUACUAAGAAUGACACAAACGAUUGUUUUGGGAAGCAACCAGAAUUUGUCGCUCAGCCAAUGAACCCAGGAGCUAGUGCUGUAAAUGCACAACCAGUCAGCAGAAACGUAAAUGGUGUAGCUCAAGAAUUCAAUAUCCCAAACUGGUGGAGUCAACUGAAAGUGCCCGGGCUUAGACCAUCAAUGUCAGUGGAUGAUUUGGUCAGCCACCUAGGAAAUUGCAUCAGCGAGCAGAUCACUUCAGGCAAUCCUUCUAUGGCCAACAAUGUGGUGCCUACAAAAGAAUCGCUAGAGGAGAUUGCACAGUACCUUCUUGGCGACGCACAGGGCCCACAGGCGCCGGCCUCCGACGAGCGGCUGAUGGCACGGGUGGACUCACUUUGCUGCUUGCUUCAGAAAGACGCAGCGCCGACAGCCCAGCCGAAGCCCGAGCCAAACAACAGCGGCAGCAUUGGCGGGGAGGACUCGGAAGGAUCAGACGAUGAAUUCAGUUCAGCAUCAACGAGGGAAACCGCAGAUGCUAAUCAGCCGCCACCAGCUAUGUCCCGAAAGGACUCGUUCGGAGACCUGCUGAUGAACCUCCCCCGCAUCGCCUCGAUACCGCAGUUCCUGUUCAAGAUACCAGAGGAUUCCGAGAACUGAAGCUCUGCGUCCCAGAUGAAGCAAGUCGCCUGUAAAAAUUGUACCCGAGCAAUAAGUAAGCCCCCCCUCGCCUGUUCAUUCAGCAAAGCCGAUUCCCCGCCCUGUAAAUGCGACCCAUUUAGGUUCCUUCUUCAGCUGUGAUGAUUCGGAUGGGUAGUCGAAGAUCGUUCGUUGGUUCUUUUAACUCGAGACUUGUGAUUUCAUUGUGCAAGAUCAAGCGCCAAAUUGUUUAUAAUAAUGUUGUGGAAA
Messenger RNA from Hordeum vulgare subsp. vulgare (domesticated barley), 1993 nucleotides. RefSeq lists its product as uncharacterized. The coding region runs from base 155 to 1744 and encodes 529 amino acids. The transcript is spliced from 6 exons. Lineage: Eukaryota; Viridiplantae; Streptophyta; Magnoliopsida; Poales; Poaceae. The record is from RefSeq and is a predicted model, not a curated record.